Symbiodinium sp. CCMP2592 is the source of this 3639-nucleotide messenger RNA. Lineage: Eukaryota; Dinophyceae; Suessiales; Symbiodiniaceae. The record is from the annotation of a GenBank genome assembly.
AUGUUCCAGCAAAUCCUGGCCCUGACGAAGCUGCCAGUGAUCCCCCUUCAAGCCCUACCUCAACUACCUCCGAAGCUGACCAAAGGGGGUCAGGAAGGCAACAGCAACCACCAGAGCCGAGUGGACCACAACAGGGAUCACGUGAUCAACUUCAAGCGCAGGGGUCAGGAAGCCAACAGCAACCACGAGAGCCAAGCGGACCACAGCAGGGAUCACAAGAUCAACUUCAAGCACAGGGGUCCCAUGAGAUGGACGUGUCUGGCACAGGCGGGGUUCCCAGAGAAAGGUGUCAACGAGGUCCACGGCGACAUCCCCAAUGAGGAGCUUGCGGGCCUUGCCGAGUGGGAAGCAGACCUUGAGACCGCCAUGGAAGAUGAGUGGUACAAUGCGGAAGGUGACGGUGAUGAACCAUGGUGGGACGAGCAUGGAGAGAAGCCGCCUGAAGUCACGGAGGAGGAACUACGAACCAUAGACCGGCAAGCUGAUCUCACCGAGCUGAACCGGUUGAUCGAGAUGGGUGUUGCCCGGUUUCCCACCGAGAACGAGGACCUCAGCGAGCACACCCUCCUGACAACCAAGCUGGUGAGGGACUGGCGGCGGCGCCCGGGCUGGAUACGGCGGGCAAGGCUUGUGGCGAGGGAGUUUCGAACCCUUGCCGCCUGGAGCUCGGAGAUGUUCGCGCCUGCUUCCACUUUGGGCACGGUGCACACCUUGAUCAGCUACGCGAUCACGAACAACCUCCAACUCACCACGCUAGAUGUGAAAGAUGCUUAUCUCAAUGUGGACCAACCGGGCAAAGCAAUCAUCCAGGUGGACGCCGGCUUGCUUGAGGAGGGAGCCGUUGGCUUCAAAACGCUGGUGCUCAACAAGUUGCUCCCCGGGCAACUGGUCGGGGCGAGCGCCUGGUUUGAUUGCGCCAGCUCCAUGCUCAGCGAGGCACGCCUGGAAAAUUUCCCAAAGGAGCCGACCGUCUUCAAGACAACAGACAAAGGAGGCAAGAGUGCUAUAAUUCUCCAUGCCGACGACGGGCUCCUUGCCUCCUCUGCCUCCGAGCGCGAGCGGAUCGUGAAGGUUGUUAGCUCCAAGGUUGUGGUGCAGGUCGGGGAGCCGAUGAUCCACAAGGGCGACCACUUCGAGUUCUUGAAAAGACGCUAUGUGAAGACCAAGGACGGGGUGGCUGUGUUUUCCAACGCAAAGUACUUGGAAGCUUUGAUAAAAGCGGCCGGGCCAAACAUCAAGAGCAGGGACUCCCCGGCCGAUGCCAGCUUCCAGGAGGUCGACGCCACGAAGGAGCUCGACCCCACCAAGGCGAAGACCUACAAGGAGUGCGUGGGAAGGCUCCUCUACCUUUCCCACUCCCGGGCCGACAUCCAGAUGGCGGUCUGUGUUCUAGCCUCGCGCAUGGCAUGCCCAACGGUCGGUGCCUACAAGCAGCUUCUGCGUGUUAUCGGGUACCUGACUUCUUGCCCGGACCUUGGCUUUAUGAUCAAGCCUGUGGUCUCCAAAGCAAAGCUGCAUUGGGAAGGCGACCCGGAGGCCGACGAGAUGAUUUAUGAAGUGGAAAGCGUCACGGACGCAGAUUGGGCCGGCUGCCGCCGGAGCCGCCGCAGCAGGUCAGCGAUUCAGCUUUACAUCGGGGGUGGCUUCGUCUCGAGUAUGGUCCGGUCCCAACGGUGCAUAGCUUUAAGCUCGGCGGAGUCGGAGUACCUCGCGCUGGUGAGUGGGGCCUGCGAAGCAUAUUAUAUUGCUGAUGUUCUGCGGUUCCUGGUUGGAGAAGGCAGCCAGGUUCGAAUCACUUUGCGAACCGACUCUGCAGCGUGCAGAGGGAUAUGCCAAAGACUUGGCGUUCGGCGUGUGAGGCACUUGCAGUGUGCCAUCUUGUGGGUGCAGCAGGCGGUGCGCAACAAGCAGCUGAGCGUGGCAAGCAUCAGCGGAAGUGAGAAUCCCUUUGAUAUAGGGACCAAGCCCCUGCCUGGCGCCCGAAUCAAAGAGCUGCUCUACACCAUGGGUUGCAUCGAGAGCGACGGGACGCCCUACGGCCAGGAGGAGCACGAGGCAGCGCACGAGAAGCGAAUGAUGACAAAGAUGCUGAAAGAUGCAAAGAGCAGCGGCUUCAAGGUGAGCCAAGUGAAAGGCAUUUUGCCUUUGAUCCUCCUGCUGUCGCAGGUGGGAAGAACUCAGGGCUUGAGCCUAGCCCUGCCGGUUGUCGCAUUUGGCGAUGCCGACUGGGUUGCGACAUUCGUUGUCACGAUUGGCUUCGGGAUGUUCUUGAUCAUGGUGCUCUAUGGGAUUCCCUUGGGCCUGCUGAAGUUGCUUAAGUGGGGCUUCAGCCUUUUCCCGGCCAGUGAUGGGGAGACCGGCGGCCCUGAGCGAAAGGAGCUGAGUGGCAUCCAGGGAAAGUUGAGCAAGGUUCACCCGGCUCAGAGAUCAAUUCGAGCACGCGGUCGGUGGCUUCUUGGGGACCGCUUACGACCUCUUUUCUUCCUUCUUCGACCUCCUCGCCUCCUCGCGGCGCACGACACCUUCCGGAACCUCCUCGCCGGGCACGACUUUGACCACUACGACCAGGAGCUGGACCAGAGCUUCUCCAACUACACGCUUCAGCAGUACCUGUUCGCUGGAGCAAUUGCUUCGGCGAGCACCGGUCCUGGCGGAGGCGGAGGAUUUCCGCUUCAUGAAUUCAGAAAAAACGUACCUCCGGGCUGGAGCCCCGGUUUGCCUGACUACCCUCUGCGUCUGUAUUUUGAUCGCCUCAAGCUCUGGUACCAAAUAUUCGACGGUGAGGAUACCCUCACAUUGCGACUUCCGCGACCUGAUGGCGGAGUGGGCAUGGACGGAGAAGCCCUUGCGAGGCUGACCGGGCUGACCGUCGAAGAGGAGUACGCGAUUGAGUGGGGUUGCAAGCUUGAAGAGGCCACGACACGGGCACGACUUCAGAUAAACGAGGUGGCAAAGUUCUAUUUGUUCUUCCACAACUCCAGGCUCCUUGCAAAGUUUGUCGAGGCGGAUGAUCUCUGCGAGUUGUAUGCCGAUGACUACGAAGAUGAAGAUGAGUGGGAGCAACCUUGGGAGUCAUGGUACGAAGACGGUCGGCUCGUCGUGGACUACGAGAGCUGUGCUGCUGACUAUGAGGAGGAGUGGCCCUACUACCAUGGCAUGACUGAGGAAGCCGCUCCCGAGCAGACGCCCAACCAGCAAGACGAGAACUCCGGGUACCAUGGCGAAGAGCAUUCCCCGGGUCAUUCAUCAGACCAUACAGCAGGAGCUUUCCGGCCCAACCUGUCCCGUCGGAGCCGAUGGCGGGCACGUCCUAUAGCGGUGGCUACGGCUCCGGUGGCUGCGGCAAGAAGGGCAAAGGUCGAUGAAAGAAAGGAAAGGGCAGAUGGACGCCAAAAGGCAAAGGCUACGGCUCCGUGGCUACUGAAGCUACAUCGCGAAAAUCCUACACACCGAAAUUGGCCGACCUCCAGUCCAUUCUCCGUGAAGCCGCCGCCGGCGUUCUCCCAUGACAAGACGCUGGUCGACUGGGGCCUGUCGGUCGCCCUCGCCUCGAAGCUGACCGAGGCGAAUCAACAAAAGCUCCUCGCUUCAUUUAAACCGGCAGCGUUGGCAUCAGCUCCGGUUGCUGCCACAUCCUGA